This is a messenger RNA of Phragmites australis (common reed), 758 nucleotides long. RefSeq lists its product as uncharacterized. NCBI's taxonomy places the organism in Eukaryota, Viridiplantae, Streptophyta, Magnoliopsida, Poales, Poaceae. The record is from RefSeq and is a predicted model, not a curated record. The transcript is spliced from 7 exons. Bases 36 to 578 code for a protein of 180 amino acids.
GACAAUAUUGGAUUAUUCGAACGCCGCUGUUUUGGAUGAAAAGGGGCCAGUAUGUCAUAUUUCAGAGGGCCAUUGGACUGGACCGCACUAGUAACUUUUUCUUCAAGGAAAAAGUGGAUGUGAUCAUAGGUCGUACAUGGCGAUGGUUCCUAGAGAAGACGAGACUACAAAAGCUCUUCGCAAGAAAGAAAAUCGGUAGGACAAAGAUAGAUUCCAAGAAAAAUGAUGAUCUAACUGGUGAUGUAGAGGACAAGGAGCUAUAUGUUGAACGUAUACGACUUGAAACAAUGGAAUUAAGCUUGCAGAACUUAAUUGGCAAGGUCGCAAUUCAAGAGCCUACUUUUGAAGAAGUGAUUGUCUUGUACAGGAGGAAAAGUCCCAAGGGCCAGAAUGAUAGAGCAAUCCAUGUAAAACACUUCAAAAAUAUUCCAAUGGCAGAUAUGGAGUUGGUUCUGCCUGAGAAGAAAAACCCAAGCCUCACACCAAUGGAUUGGGUUCAAUUUAUUGUUUCUGUUGUUAUCAGACUUAAGAAAAGUAAUGCAGGUUUCAACAGAACAUGGCAACCUAUCAAAACCUAAUCACUCAAUCAAUGUAUGACAAACAACUAGAUAGUGGGAAAGGCACUCUCCUGCACCUCUGCGAUGAUGUGAUUCAGCAGGAAGUCAAGGAGGUCAUAAUAGCCUACUAUAUUUUGAUGGAAAAUGGAAUGGCUACCAAUGAUGUAUAUUUUGUUCUUUCAUUAAGCUAUAUUCUGUUUC